Messenger RNA from Fibroporia radiculosa, 1641 nucleotides. RefSeq lists its product as uncharacterized. The record is from RefSeq and is a predicted model, not a curated record. The transcript has 9 exons. Bases 1 to 1641 code for a protein of 546 amino acids. NCBI's taxonomy places the organism in Eukaryota, Fungi, Basidiomycota, Agaricomycetes, Polyporales, Fibroporiaceae.
AUGUCCCUUAUCGUUGAACGUGCGGGUCGCGUUCACAUCCGUGUCGGCGGUAACACCCAGGAUUAUGCCACACUCGUUAAAUCAUUACCCAGGGGUAAAGUUAUCGCAAAGGAAGAUGAUGGCAACAGCAAUCCGACAUUGACACCAUCUUUGCUAUACACCCCUGACCUUUUGUACAUGCUUGCUAACAUCUCCACACUGGUCAAUGCCAACUGGUACCUCGGUAUUCCGCUCAAUGAUACGACGAAUCUACGAUUAGCAAUUGCGGAGUAUGGAGAACGGAUAUUGGGUUCUCAUCUUCUGGGUCUCCAGGUUGGUAACGAGCCGGAUCUCUACGUUCGACAUGGACAUCGUCCUGGAAACUAUACGCCGUAUGAUUAUUUUGGCGAGUUCGGUGUUGUCGUAGCAGCUAUGGAAGCAGAUUCCAACAUCCAUGCGACAAAUAACCUCAUGGCCCCAAGUGUUGCCACAGGGGAUUGGACACCGGAGGAGGUCUGGAACACGGGCUUCGUCGCUUCUUACACAAGCAGUCUCUCUGCACUUACAGUCGAGCACUAUCCGGAUGACAAUUGCGCUGCACUUUAUCCUGGAUUUGGUCCAGCCAAGGAUCCACAGGCAGAAUUUCCCAAUUACCUCACUCAUGCAGCAGGUAAAAGUAUUGUUGCGCCCUACCUCAAUUCUUCAGCGAUAGCUUUGGCAGCGGGAAAACCAUUCAUAAUGUUUGAAACCAACACGGCAUCAUGUGGAGGAUUCCCUGGUAUUAGCGAUAGCUUUGGCGCGGCGCUGUGGGCGAUCGACUACGGGCUUCAGAUGGGCGCGAGCAACUUUGCACAUGGGCUUCUACAUGUUGGUGGGCAAGACGUGUACUAUAACCCAUUCACCCCGCCUCCAACCAAUCAGUCAUCCUACCACAAGUGGACGAUCGGGCCCAUUUUCUACUCCGUUCUCGCAGUAGCUGAGACGCUUGGUCCCACGAAUAAUUCGCAGAUUGUUGACUUGGAGGCCAAUGCGAACAACAAUUAUACUCCGGGGUAUGCUGUUUACGAGAACGGUGCCCUUGCUCGAAUUGCACUGCUGAACUACAUGACGGAUCCUUCUGGUGCCAAUUCUUACACCGCGACAAUCUCUGUGGGAGGGGGAAACACGGGCCAGCCUAAUGCCGUCCCCGCCCAAGUAUACGUCAAGUACCUUGUAGCGCCCUCCGUUGGUGAAAAAUUCAACAUCACAUGGGCGAAUCAGACAUUUGGUGGCCAAUUUGCGUCCGACGGUAGACUGCAAGGUGUCCAGACCGUGCAGACCGUGGCCUGCAACCAGGCCGCCAACACCUGUGCCAUUACAGUUCCCGCGCCCGGUUUUGCACUUGUUUUCUUCUCGAGCAGCGCUUUGAAAGAGUCCACACCGAGCAGUACCGUGACGUUCGUGACGACGACCAUGUCCAAGCACACGGAUGUGAGCAUCGACGCGAGUGUGCUAGCGACGUCGAAUGGGCAUAGCGGGAAGGAUCUCGACUUUGGUAGUACGAGUAGGGGCAGCAGUGGGGGCGGUAAGGCCGCAGGAGUGUAUCCAAGCAUCGUGUUGUUGGUGGCGAUGGUAGCAGGCGUAGGAGUGGUGCUGAAGGCGGCCGCGAAUCAAUGGCCGUAG